This is a messenger RNA of Haliotis rufescens (red abalone), 420 nucleotides long. RefSeq names its product leucine-rich repeat extensin-like protein 5. The record is from RefSeq and is a predicted model, not a curated record. The coding region runs from base 1 to 420 and encodes 139 amino acids. The transcript has a single exon. NCBI's taxonomy places the organism in Eukaryota, Metazoa, Mollusca, Gastropoda, Lepetellida, Haliotidae.
AUGUUCUACCCAGCCUCCCCUCCCCUCCCCAAUGUUCUACCCGGCCUCCCCUCCCCAAUGUUCUACCCAGCCUCCCCUCCCCAAUGUUCUACCCAGCCUCCCGUCCCCAAUGUUCUACCCAGCCUCCCCUCCCCAAUGUUCUACCCGGCCUCCCCUCCCCAAUGUUCUACCCAGCCUCCCGUCCCCAAUGUUCUACCCGGCCUCCCCUCCCCAAUGUUCUACCCAGCCUCCCGUCCCCAAUGUUCUACCCAGCCUCCCCUCCCCAAUGUUCUACCAAGCCUCCGGUCCCCAAUGUUCUACCCGGCCUCCCCUCCCCAAUGUUCUGCCCAGCCUCCCCUCCCCAAUGUUCUACCCAGCCUCCCGUCCCUAAUGUUCUGCCCAGCCUCCCCAAUGUUCUGCGACCCAACCUCCCCUCCCUAA